UUUGUUUAUUUGUCCAACACAACAAAUAGGCGUCUGAAAAAUAUCGAAAUUGGCGCCGCUUUUUUCUGCUCUCUCUCUUUCUCUCUCUACAGCCCUCUUUCUUUCUUCUGAAAAUUUGUCAACCCAGAUUUGAAAUCCCAAAUUCCAAAAAAGGAAAGAGGGUUCAUAUUUAUUUUAAUCAAUUGAUUUCCUUUUUUUCGCCAUGUCUAUUCGUAGAAGAACCUUGCUUAAAGUUAUCGUCCUUGGCGAUAGUGGGGUUGGUAAAACUUCAUUAAUGAAUCAAUAUGUGCACAAGAAGUUCAGUCAGCAAUAUAAAGCUACAAUUGGAGCUGAUUUCGUGACGAAAGAGCUUCAAAUUGACGACAGGCUUGUUACUCUCCAGAUAUGGGAUACGGCUGGCCAAGAGAGAUUUCAGAGUCUUGGAGUUGCAUUCUAUAGAGGGGCAGAUUGCUGUGUUUUGGUCUAUGAUGUUAAUGUAAUGCGAUCCUUCGAUAACCUUGACAAUUGGCAUGAAGAAUUUCUCAAACAGGCUAAUCCACCGGACCCUAAAACAUUUCCUUUCAUAUUACUGGGGAACAAGAUUGAUAUAGAUGGUGGAAAUAGCCGAGUGGUUUCUGAGAAGAAAGCAAAGGAGUGGUGUGCUUCAAAAGGGAUACCUUACUUUGAGACAUCAGCAAAAGAGGAUAUAAAUGUUGAUGCUGCAUUCUUGUCUAUUGCAAAAACUGCUUUGGCCAAUGAGCACGAGCAGGAUAUAUACUUCCAGGGCAUUCCGGAGGCAGUUUCAGAGACGGAGCAAAGAGGUGGUUGUGCAUGCUAAGGCGGAUGAAGCAUUUGAUCGAGUGCUAUAUUUAAUCCGCUUGUUGCCUGAUAUUCCUGCGACAGUAUCAUUACUCUCAGGCCAUAGCCAUUCUUUUGUACCCACUGUAUACUACUAUUUGGUUUCUUCAGUGUUGUUUUGGAAAGAGAAACAUCUUUUGUUAUAUCCAGAUACUGGGUCUGGAGGUAGAGGAACUCAGGAGGAUUCGUCUCUUAGUAUUGCAGUUGGCUCUGAGAAAGAUUGUACUUGUGCAUCUUUUUUUCCUCGGUGGUUGGAUUUUAUUGUAUAAUCUGAAAGCUGUAUUUUUCUAUAUCUAUUUUUUAAUAAUGAGUUGGAUUGGUAA
Molecule: messenger RNA, 1160 nt
Organism: Lycium barbarum (goji berry)
Lineage: Eukaryota; Viridiplantae; Streptophyta; Magnoliopsida; Solanales; Solanaceae
Product: ras-related protein Rab7
Exons: 7
Coding region: 203-817 (204 amino acids)
Cellular component (GO): vacuolar membrane
Molecular function (GO): GTP binding; GTPase activity
Source: RefSeq, a predicted model, not a curated record